AUGAACAGCCUACUACUGCAUCUGUUGCUCAUACUACUAAUACCCACGGUGGCUAACGCUUUGUCAUUGAAUCUAUGUUCUAAUACAAAUUUAGGGGGUGACAAAACCUCAAGUCAAUUUAUGUCCAAUGGGCUUUGUCGAGAUACUUGUUCUGACGGAGGAUAUGCUGUUGCAGUAUUGUCUGGCUAUGAUUGUUAUUGUACAAACAACGUCCCCGCUGACACUGUUGACAUGUCGAACUGUGAAGUAGGAUGUCCAGGGUACAAAGAUCAGGAGAAUUGUGCAGGUGAUGGAUCUUAUGGGUAUUUAGUGAUCACCAAUCCUUCUGCUACCGUUGGUGCCAGUCCAUCCUCUUCUUCUACAAGAACUACUGGUACCACUUCUUCUUCAUCGUCAUCUAGUAGAAGCUCUUCUACAUCAUCAAGUUCUACAAGUACUACAACAUCAUCAAGUUCAACAAGUUCUACUUCCACAAGUACUACGUCCUCUACUUCAUCAACUCCAUCAUCUACGUCAUCUUCACCUCCUCCAGACCCUUCAACUACAUCUUCACCUCCUCCAGACCCUUCAACUACAUCUUCAUCAUCCAGUAGUACUUCAACCACGUCAUCAUCAUCAUCAUCAUCAUCUAGCACCAGUUCAUCAUCAACUCGUACAUCAACCCCUACUACUUUGGUGACAAGAACCACCGAGAUCACUCAAACCCACCUGUCUAAUAAUAUUGUCAAAAUAACAGAAUACUAUACAGCAACUAUUACUCCAUCUCCACCUUCCACCUCAGAAUCCCCAUCGUCGUCUUCAGAGACAGAAGAAGAGGAAGAACUGUCUUCUGAAUCACCACUAAUCUCAACUAAGAUUGAACCUUCCACGAUUUAUUCAAUUUUGACUAUUAACGGUACUCAAACACAAGAGAUUAGAACAGUAUUUGUUACCAGAACCCCAACACAAGUUGACGACUCAACUGCUUCAGAGACCGAUUCAACCACUCGUCAUCGUUCACAAGACGCUUCCACAGUUCCAACGGAUUCAUCAACAAAUGCAAAUAUGUCAGGUGAUCCACAGUCUUCAAACAGUGCUGAUGGGGGAGAUGGUAAAGAUCAGAACAAGAGUUCGUUCUUCGAUGAUACCAGCAAAGUUGCUGGUACAUUUUCUGCAGUGGGAAUUGUUGUUGUUGGUAUUGUUUGCGGUGUUUUAUACUGCUGUUGUUGCUUUGGUGGAGGACGUAAAGGUAAGAACGAUGAUCAUGAUGGUUUCACUGACGAAGAAAAUCAGUAUAGUUCUGAUGAGUUGUCAAUUAAUCACGAAAAAGUUGUCUUACCUCGUAGUAAACAAUCUUCAUUCUCAUCCUUGAACAGAAAUAAUUCAGGCAAGUCAUUGUUUGCUUAUUUCACUGGUGAUAAAAAGAGUGACGAUGGAGUUACUAGAAGUUCUUCAAGAAAGAAAUUAAUGAGUAGAAGAAAUAGCACAAUCAAUGGUCAUAAUGGACCUGCUGGUGCUCAAUCUACUGAUGGUGAUGGUGGAAUUAUGUUCCCAAUCAAUGAACUAGACUCAAGGCUAGAUCCAGAUACAAUGUUUUUAAAUCACAACUUUUCCAACAAAUCAUUUGGGGAUGACCAUGAUUAUUCCAGAAAGUUAAAGGUCACUAACCCAGAAUAA
Messenger RNA from Candida tropicalis MYA-3404, 1656 nucleotides. It is a transcript of the gene WSC4, whose product is annotated as Wsc4p. The coding region runs from base 1 to 1656 and encodes 551 amino acids. The record is from RefSeq and is a predicted model, not a curated record. The transcript has a single exon. NCBI's taxonomy places the organism in Eukaryota, Fungi, Ascomycota, Pichiomycetes, Serinales, Debaryomycetaceae.